This is a messenger RNA of Fraxinus pennsylvanica, 1077 nucleotides long. NCBI's taxonomy places the organism in Eukaryota, Viridiplantae, Streptophyta, Magnoliopsida, Lamiales, Oleaceae. The record is from the annotation of a GenBank genome assembly.
AUGGCUGCCGGGACUGAUUUUCCGCCUUUGUUCAGUACCAUAGAAGGUGAUUAUAAUAGUGAUGAUAAUGUCGCCGCUGCUGGGAAAUAUGGUAUAGAUGAUUCGAGGAAAUCCUUGAAUGGUAGACCUCCAAGGAAUCUUUCCAUUGUACGGCAUUCUAUAAGCACUGCAACACUAGUCUCACCCUCAGAUUUGGAUUCUGAUCUUGAGGUGAUUGGAAUCAAGUCACCUUCAGAUGUAAAGUCAAGCUUUAUACCAGUUUUUCGAUCUGGAAGCUGUGCUGAGAAAGGACCAAAACCAUACAUGGAAGAUGACCACAUAUGCAUAGAUAAUUUGCCUCAACAUUUAGGCGAGAUUGCAGGUUUUCCUUCACUUGGAGCUUUCUAUGGGGUGUUUGAUGGUCAUGGAGAUAAGGCAAUUAAGAAUGCGUUUCUGAAAGCUGAUUAUGCAUUUGCUGAUGAUAGUUCCCUCGACAUAUCUUCUGGCACCACGGCCCUGACUGCACUCAUAUCUGGAAGAACAAUUGUAGUGGCCAAUGCAGGUGACUGUCGAGCUGUGCUAGGGAAACGGGGUAGAGCAAUCGAGCUGUCUAAAGAUCACAAGCCUAAUUGCAUGUCUGAAAGACUUCGGAUAGAAAAACUUGGAGGAGCCAUAUACGAUGGUUACCUUAACGGCCAACUGUCUGUAGCACGCGCCCUUGGAGACUGGCACAUGAAGGGCCCGAAAGGUUCUGCUUGCCCUUUAAGCUCUGAGCCUGAGUUGCAAGAAACGCUAUUGACUGAGGAUGAUGAGUUCUUGAUUAUGGGCUGUGACGGGCUUUGGGAUGUUAUGAGCAGUCAAUUUGCUGUUACAAUGGCUAGGAAAGAAUUGAUGCUGCACAAUGAUCCAGAAAGAUGCUCAAGAGAGCUGGUUCGGGAAGCGCUGAAGCGCAAUACAUGUGACAACUUAACUGUUAUUAUAAUUUGUUUCUCCCCUCUAGGAGGUGGCGCAUAUCUUUAUAUGCAGAGUCGAGUAAGGAGGAGUAUAUCGGUUGAAGGGUUGAAUCUUCUUAAAGGUGCACUUGAAAGCAACUCAUGA